Molecule: messenger RNA, 1390 nt
Organism: Exaiptasia diaphana
Lineage: Eukaryota; Metazoa; Cnidaria; Anthozoa; Actiniaria; Aiptasiidae
Exons: 7
Coding region: 1-1002 (333 amino acids)
Source: RefSeq, a predicted model, not a curated record
AUGAAGAGAACACGGUUAAAACCUUUUACUUUCAAAGCUWCAUUGAUCGACAAAACAGGGAAAAAAACGACAAAAAACUUCCAGCUUUCUAAAGCGAACAAGCUUACUAGUAAGGUUCCCAGACUAGAACGAGACGAUCGAGAGUCAAUAAGCUCUCUUGGCACCGCUGCUGUCACGUUUCCCGAUAUUCCAUCGAAUGAAGGACUGACUGGCCAUGAAAAGAGACAGUUGUUUCUUAACCAGAAGUGGACAGACUACAGACAAACACUUCUUGAUGCAUACACGGGAGAAUGCUUUAUGCCAAGCGGUCAAUUGUGUGUCAUUUGCAAGCAUGAAUUGGCUUGUUUGAGGUGCGAAAGCUGUGGACCAAGACAAUAUUUUUGUUUGAGCUGUGGUCAUUCUCUUCAUGAACACAGAAACCAGUUUCACUCAUUGGAACUAUGGAAGGGAAAAACAUUCGUGCCUUAUGCUGUGCAGGGUGCUCCAUUAAAAACGCACGAGUGUAAUAYAUCCCAAGUCAAAAGUGUUAUUUGUGUGGAUGAGCAUGGAAAUCACCAUCCAAAAAUGAUUGCAUUCUGUGAAUGUGAACCCUCUGUCAGAACUUUAGUGCGUCAUAGCCUUUGGCCAGCAACUCCUGAAAGGCCAUCAACCGCCUUCCACUUUAGACUAAUGCAUCUUGUGGAGACUGUAUUCCUUCACUGUAAAGUUUCUUUAAAGGAAUUUUCAGAGUGCAUUGAUGUGUUGAGAAAACCUCUAAACCAACGACUGGUGUCAUCUAUAUACCAACUCCUUAAUACUAGCUGCUUUGAAGAAUACAGGUUUUUCAAACGUCGUGUUUCAACUUUGGGAGYAUACUUUCCAGAACUUGACAAUGGAGUAACAUGCCCACUUUGUCCUAAGGUGAAUGCCACAUGCUUAAGACAGUAUAUUUCUUCCCUCUUUUGUCAUUUACUAAAUUUGUGUUUUAACUGUUCAACUGCAGGAAAAKGGAGURCUCAUUGAAUGCAUGGAUGCUUGCUUUGGGUUGAGUAGGAAAAAGAGGCAAGGUAUAACAUCCUUCAACCUCCCGAAACAUGGCACAUUAAUGUUUGCUGACCAAGAUGAUGUUGACAACCAUGUAAAUAAUUAUUGUGAGAAAGCUCAUGAUGUUCCAAAGGAUUGUAGUCGAUUCCAUGCGGGAGAGGUGACUGUAUCUCUUAGAUCAAAGGGCAAGAACAAAUUAUUUGAUGACAAAGGGGUGUUCGGGCGUGUGUGUAGACAUGAUUUUCCAAAAGGUUUCCAUAACAUAAAGCAUGGUGAAAGGAUUGCAUAUCCUAUCUAUGAACUGAAGAGAUUUGUAGAAGAGAAUAAAGAAAAAAAAGGGCUUAAGAUGGUCAUGAUGUAUGACAUU